AUGAGCAGCUUCCAAAAUAUCGAGAAGCCGUCCUUGGUAUGGCACUGGAGGUCCUGGGACGAUAUCAAAGCAGCCUCAAUGUUCACGCUGGGCAAUUAUGCCAACAUUAUCCUUCUGGCCAUCUUCCUCAUCUUGGCCAUCAACCAAGUGAGACUCAAGAAUCUCAAUCACCCCUGGUCGUCGCGGACAGCGUCGUUGACUUCUCCUCAGCAAGCUGCCAAGAAGGUUGGUUUCGAGAACCGCUAUCUCAAAGCGCCUGAGUUCCCUCCUAUAGAGGAGCAACCAGACUUUGACUGGGAAGCAACAGAACCUCUCCGCUUCCGGCCCUUCAAGCCCAAAUACCACUUGACUAUGGGUGAGUUCGCGUUGCAUCCUGCCGUUGGCGUUCCUCUAUUUUCUCAAGCGAAAUCUCUUCUCUUGUUCCUACAAGAAGAGGCUGACUCUACACGAGCCGAAUCUGACAAGUCAGCACUUGAAAACCUCGAUCCUUCGGAGUUACUAGUGAUGGACAGGAACUACGCCGACCGCAUCGCCUACCGCCGGAAAGUCAUGGCCGAGCAUGGCGAACACGUCGUUGCCGUGAAUGACGAUUAUCGCAUCCGCCCCGCCGUCGUGGAACUCUACCAGUUCCUUCUCGGCACUUACCUGCCGCUCCGCUUUCCUAAGAUGUUUAAAUUACACGAAACCGAUUAUGAGGAGGGCAAGACGUUUAUGCUGGAGAAUCUGGUGACCAAGGCACUGUUUCCCGCGAGACCCUCGCCUCGGACGUCGACCAAAAUGCUGUUAGAGACACUUGGCCGGACACUCGACGAAGACUUCCUCUUCCUCCUUCCCGAGGAAGGAGACAAAAACACCGAUAAGAAAGAAACCAAUAGCGAGAGCUCAGAAGGUGAUGCAAAGUACAUCCUCGAGGCCUAUGUCUGCUGCUGCCCCAGCGGAUUCGACCCGCGCGAGAAACUCGGCAACAGGCUCGCCAAAAUUCACGGCCCGGUGCCCGGCUACCCUCAAAAACUGGAGGCAUCGAUGGACCGAUUCUUCUCCCGGCUCGAGGUCGGCAAGUAUGUGCGCCGCGUAAACUGGGCCGUCACCACGAACACCGAAGUCUAUGCCGCGGGGCCCGGCACCAACCACGCCCACGAAGGGGACGAGGUCGAAGAACUGGAGGACGUCGACGUGGACAAGACGUUCCUGAGGUGCGAAAGGCAGACGCUCCACAGACUGCCGAAAAGUAAGGCGCUGGUGUUUGCCUUCAGGACAUAUUUGUACCCGAUUGCCCAGAUAAAGGAGGAGGGGAAGGGAGAAGAACUCGCACAGGCUAUUGAUGGCUUAAAGGAGGGCAGUGUGCCCGCAAUGCACUUUUACAAGAGGGGCGUGGUAUGGGGAGAGGCCGUCAAGAGGUACCUCAGAAGCUGA
Molecule: messenger RNA, 1413 nt
Organism: Cladophialophora bantiana CBS 173.52
Lineage: Eukaryota; Fungi; Ascomycota; Eurotiomycetes; Chaetothyriales; Herpotrichiellaceae
Exons: 2
Coding region: 1-1413 (470 amino acids)
Source: RefSeq, a predicted model, not a curated record